Esox lucius (northern pike) is the source of this 1752-nucleotide messenger RNA. Its product is annotated as elastase-1-like. The transcript has 8 exons. The record is from RefSeq and is a predicted model, not a curated record. Gene Ontology annotation, biological process: proteolysis. NCBI's taxonomy places the organism in Eukaryota, Metazoa, Chordata, Actinopteri, Esociformes, Esocidae. Bases 25 to 870 code for a protein of 281 amino acids. Gene Ontology annotation, molecular function: serine-type endopeptidase activity.
UGAGGGUAUAAAAGAGGAACAGGAAUGCUCCAUCAGUACAGACUACAGACUGGAGACAUGCUGAAGUUGAUCCUGUUGAGUGUUCUCACAAUCCUGGUUCUGACUGAGGACCUGGUGCUCCAGCCCAGAUACCUGGAAGAUGUACCUCAGACCAGAGUUGUAGGUGGUGAGGUUGCCAGGCCCCACUCCUGGCCCUGGCAGGUCUCUCUCCAGGUCCAGUCUGGACGCACCUUCUUCCACACUUGUGGAGGUUCUCUGAUCAGGACGGGAUGGGUCAUGACAGCCGCCCACUGUGUGGACCGACCGAGGACUUGGCGUGUGGUUCUAGGAGAACACAACCUGGACAGCAAUGAGGGAACAGAGCAGAUCAUCAGUGUCAGGGAGGCCUUCGUCCAUCAACAGUGGAACCCCAACAGUAUAUCUUCAGGGUUUGACAUCGCCCUGCUUCAACUGUCCACUGAGGCCACCCUGAAUACUGCUGUCCAGCUGGCUGUUCUCCCUCCCUCUGAUCAGAUCCUGCCCAACAACAACCUGUGUUACAUCACUGGAUGGGGACUCACCUCCUCUGGAGGUUCUCUGUCUAACAGCCUAAAACAGGCUUAUCUGCCCAUCGUUGACCUCCAGACCUGCUCCAGUCCUGCCUGGUGGGGAUCCGGAGUUAAACCCACCAUGAUCUGUGCUGGUGGAAGAUUCAACUCUGGUUGCCAGGGUGACUCUGGUGGCCCCCUGAACUGCCAGGUGGGGGGGAGGUACUACGUCCACGGGGUGACCAGCUUUGGUCCUGCCGCUAGAUGCAAUACUUUCCGCAAGCCAACCGUCUUCACCCGCGUGUCUGCCUACACUGACUGGAUCAACAAUAUCAUUGGUUGAAAAGGAGCGUGGUCUUGGAAACAGACAGUACUCAGGACACUGUUCCAAAUUCACUAACAAUCAUAUGCAAACAAAUCCAGAGUCUACUCUAGAAAUUCAGUAAAUUCUAAUCUUAUCUGGAGUAAUCCUAUACGUCUACUGUUUGCUGUACAGUCAGAAUUCUGGGUUAAAGUUAAGAUGGAGAUUGUGUCUAUUACCGUAUUUGAGAUAAACAAAAAGUAUAUAUAUGGAAUAUUUGCACAAUUGACAUAGUUAUUGCAAUCUUCAUAUUGAUUUUAUUAGAUUAAUAUUAAAAUCAGGAUGGUUUCUUGUUUCCAAUUCUCCAUAAUGAAUUUCAUAGCAAUAUCUAUCAGGGCGCACUGACAAUGUAUCAGUCCUAAAACUACCUUCAACUACAUUCAAAUUAGAACAUUCAAAAUACUAGACAUAUUUGGUUUGAGUGGCUCAAUGUCCUUAAAAAGUUGUUGCUAGAAAUGCCAAUACUAGAACAGAUGUUAUUCCUAUUCUACUUGUUACUGAGGCAUCACACUUCUAACUGAAUGUUAGAUAAAACAUUUAGGUUUUCAAAUUUUUUCAACGUUAUUAUUGUUAAAGAUCAAUUUAUUAUUCUUAUUUAUCCAUUAUUCUGCAAAUUAACUGUAAUAGAUGGACUGUUUUAGACUAGGCCUGAAUUUCAUUUAGACUGUUUAUGGUUGCCACAUAUAGAAGAAGACCUAGUUCAGCAUGCCCUGUUCUUAGAAGUGAUUCUGACCACAACCAAGGCACCAGGGACUGGGGGUGUUUCUGACCAGGAGGUCUGUUAACUCUGACCUAGAACUAUGGUUGCCAUGACAGUGUCGGGUUCCAUCUUGUUUUCCUAUUAGUAUGACGACUUGUUUUGUA